AUGGGGAGGUUUCAAAAAUGUUCUAAAUGUGUAUUAGCUCUCAUUGGUGUAUGUGUAUCAGUAUUUAUUGUAGGUGUUGUUUUAUUAAUUGUUGGAUUCUUAAAUUAUAUGUCAGAGUCAACACCACCACCAUAUAUGUGGAGUUUAAAUCUCUGUCCGUCAACUAUAAAAAAUCAAUGGGUUGGUUUUCCGGUAGGAGCAGAUUCAAAAUGUCAAGAUAAUGUAGCAGGUGAAGGUGCUGAACAAACAUUUAUCGUAAAUAAAAAUGUUUUAGGUGAAUCAAUACCGUAUUCCGUUAUGGUUUAUGUUACAAAUAAAGUUAAUGGUAGUGUUUGGUUAAAUCAUUUCCAAGGUGAAGAUCAUGUAUUUGGAAUUUUUAAAACAGAUUUAGAUACUUAUACAAAAACAGAGUUUGCAUAUUGUGGUGGUAAGAGUAUGACCAUUUUUAGAGAUGGUCCAAUUAAUGAAGACGAUGGUGAUUAUGUUACUGAAACAUGCCAAGAUGUUAAACAUGGUUGUAUUUAUGAACCAGCCAGAUCAUUAACUAGUUAUGAUUUAAGGGAUGGUCCAGGUGGAGAUCAAAUUUUACAUAUGAAAGAAGUUGGAGAAGGAUCAUACUUUAAAGUAUCGGCAGUAGUUAAUAUACCUACAAAUGCAACUGGUUCAAAUAAUGUUGAUUUUGUACCAGAGGUUUAUAUAGAAUAUAGAGUUGCAGGUAGAGGACCAGAACAAGAUAUGGGUUUAAUCUUAUUGAUUAUUGGUGGUGUUUUAGCGGAUCUUAUGCCAGCAACACUUUACUUUUUACUCCAAAAAUAUUACUACAAAAAUGAUGAAAAUAAACAUAAUCAUGAAGAUAUCGGAAUACCGUUAAUGGAAUUAGAUGAAAAAUAA
Molecule: messenger RNA, 891 nt
Organism: Dictyostelium discoideum AX4
Lineage: Eukaryota; Evosea; Eumycetozoa; Dictyosteliales; Dictyosteliaceae
Exons: 4
Coding region: 1-891 (296 amino acids)
Source: RefSeq, a predicted model, not a curated record